GAUGAGCUACUGAGAGGUGGUGUUGGUGGAGGGGGCGAGAGAGGCCUGGUGUCAGAUUUCCGAAUCCUGGAUGCUGGAGGAAAGAGACAGAAAGAGAGAGCGAGAGAGACAGACAACAAAAUUCACAUUAGCAGCCUGCAUAGCGUACAGGAAGGCUUCGUGAGAGACGCCCACACUAAAGGCCGGCACACAAAAAGACCCACGGGCUGUAAAGAGGGAAAAUGAGAAGACAAAGGCUGGAGCAUACACACAGCCAGACAGAUGUAUACACAUAGGGUAGGAGCCGAGUACUUACACACAGGGAGAACAAGAUGGGGAGCACUUACUUGUGGGUAUUAUGAGUGACAGCAAGCAGGGGAGGGGCAAGGCACUCACCGGAGCACACACAAAGGGGUACACAGACCUCCAGACACACAAGCACAGGGCACACUACACACAGACAAGGGGGGUCACAAUGAAAAUGCUCAGCCAUUAACACACAGAGACAUACAGACAGCCCUAACACAUUAGGGAAACUAGCUACACUCUGGCUUGUGUAAGGCCAUGUUACUCCAUCCAGAUGACCCUAUACAGCUGUUAGCCUGAAAUCCUAAUUCUGCGAGGGACACGUGGAUCCCCCACUAUGAUUGACAUCGGCAGUAUCACCCCUCGUAGCACUCCCAGUAACUCCCCCGCUGUGCGGAGGCGACUGGCUAGCAUCGAUUCGGAGAACAUGGUGGAGAAAGGAUCGGAGGGCUCCUUGGAGCGGGUACCAAACAGUCAGAUAUCCACGUCUCCACAACCAGCCUCCUUGCCUAUGAACCUGGGCAAUGCACAACUUCCCACCCAAACCAGCUCUCAGCCUGGAACCCCACUACCUUCCCAACUCGGGCGAGGAUUUAUACGAAACAGCAAGAAGAUGCAGAGCUGGUACAGUAUGCUGAGCCCCACUUAUAAGCAGCGCAAUGAGGAUUUCCGCAAAAUCUUCAAGAAACUCCCAGAUUCUGAGCGCCUUAUUGUUGAUUACUCCUGUGCAUUGCAGAAAGAUAUUCUACUUCAGGGAAGACUUUACUUAUCGGAGAACUGGAUCUGUUUCUAUAGCAACAUCUUCCGAUGGGAAACCACUAUAACCAUUCAGUUAAAGGACAUCCAAUGUAUUAAGAAAGAGAAGACGGCAAAGCUAAUUCCUAAUGCUAUCCAAGUGUGCACUGAAACUGAGAAGCACUUUUUUACUUCUUUUGGAGCCAGAGAUCGCUCAUUCCUGCUGAUUUUCCGCCUUUGGCAAAAUGCACUUCUAGAUAAGACUCUGUCGCCGCGGGAGCUGUGGCACAUUGUGCACCAGUGUUAUGGCACCGAGCUCGGACUAACCAGUGAAGAUGACGAUUAUGUGUCACCUCGUGAGCUCCUGAAUGGCCUGGGGGUUAGUGACGAGUUUCCUGAGGGGACGGACCUGAGUGACACUUCUUCCCGUGGUGAUUCCAAAUUGAGCACCAGCCUUCCAUUGCCAGCAACAGACUCCUUCACUUCACUUGCCAGCAGUGACGGGAUGCCCUCGGAGGAGGCAGCCAUGCAUUCAGAUGCUCAGUCUGACUCUCAGCUGGAUGGUUCGUCUAGUCAGACUGUGACUCCUCUCUCAGAGAUGGCCGGUACAGGACUUCUCGACUCUCUGCCUGCCUUAGACCUUCUGCCUGAUGAGGAACUUCCCACAGACCCCAGCAACAAUUCCAGCUCCACACAGGAUGAGGAUGGAAGCUGUCCCGCUAAAGACACCCUCUCAGCAGACCUUUCAGGGAGGCUUCAUAUUAACGCUGUGUAUCACAUUAGUGCAGAGCGUCUGCAGCAAGCUUUGACCUCCGAUACUGUCUUCAUGAAUGAGUUCAUGGCACAGCGUAAAUUCACAGAUGUGUUAAUGAGCCCAUGGGUGAGAGAAAACAGUGGUAAGCAGACCCGUGUUAUCAAUUAUACAAUCCCUAUCAACAACCCACUGGGACCAAAAUCAGCGCCUGCAGUGGAAACCCAGGCCGUGUACAGCCAGAGGGGAUCAGUGUGGGUAAUGGAGGCGCAGGUGGUAACUCAGGGCAUUCCAUACCAGGAUUAUUUUUACACAGCUCAUCGGUACUGCAUAUUCACAGUGGCCAAAAACAAGUCUCGUCUCAGGGUGUCCUCAGAGAUCUGUUAUAGGAAGCAGCCCUGGAGUCUGGUCAAAGCCAUAAUAGAGAAGAACUCAUGGAACGGAAUGGAGGAGCACUUUAGCCAGAUGGCGGAUGCCGUUGUGAAGUUGGAGCAGCGCUGUGUACAAGAAUUAGGGGGCAAAGAGAAACAGACUCUGCGCCGCAGGAAACGCACACUGAGCUGGCGGGCGAUGCAGGGAGACCCACUGAAUACUGUUCCUCCGCCUAUUGAGAGCGAUAGAGGGGCUCGGAUCUCCAGGGUUUCAGGCAGCAUCUCCUCCCAGCUCUCUCACGUAUCAGACAGAGGAUCUGUACAAAACUUCCGUACAGUGCUGUUCAUCAUCACAUUUUUCCUGGUGGCCCUUGUGAUCCUUAAUGUGAUGUUAUUUUACCGGCUAUUAUCUCUGGAGCACACCGCUCGGACAUUCCAAACAUGGCAGAGCUAUGCCGUGUCUCAAGGGAGGUUCCCGCAAAGCUCUGCAGACUGGGCAGAGAUACUAGAGUUGCAGAAACGUUUUCACAGUGCAGAGGUACAAAAAUGGAAGCAAACACUCCGGGUGUCUGUACAACUACUGGAUGAGGUGAGGACCAAGAUGAGAAUGUCUCUACAAAGACUACAGCAAGGAGUCAUGGUCUCUGACCCCACGUCAGAAGCUCAUGAGGAAGAUGCUUUGUCAUGACAGACAUCCCUCCAAAAAGGAAUUGUUUGGAACUUUUCAUAAAGAAGCUUGUGCCACUCCACAGGGGGCACACAGUGAUUACAUUUCAAAAUUGGACCUCCUACCAGAAGAAUGUGGCGCGUCCUGAGCUUUUGCUCAGCAAGGAGUGCUAGGAGCUGGUUAUCCAACAAGCACUAUAGUUUUGGCGACAAGUGCCCUGCAGGGAUUAGAGUGCUGGGAACAGAUACCCUUCAGGGACUGGAGUACAUGGGAAAUAUCUGGUUGUAUUUGAGUGCUGGAUACUUAAUACAUUCAGAGGUUUUAAGUGUUACUGAACUGCAGAAGAACACAAGAUAUUGUCCAUCUUGCAGUGCAGAGCAUUGAUGGGAUCGAGCAUCAACAAAUAACCACUUAACUGAGAUAUCUAUUGUAAACUGGACUUAAUCUGGGUGUAGAGCACCCAAAAAUAUGAACUUAUAUUAUCAACUCCUUUGAUGUGCUCCAUCUUUCUACAAAGGGGUCAUUGUUUCUGGUUUAAGGCUUCUUCAGUGUGCAGCCCACAGUCUUAACUCUAUGGGGCCUAUCUAUCAAGCUCCGAAAGGAGCUUGACGGCCCGUGUUUCUGGCGAGUCCUCAGACUCGCCAGAAACAGCAGUUAUGAAGCAGCGGUCACAAAGACCGCUGCUUCAUAACCUGUCUGUCUUCUCUGAGCAGGCGGACAGACAUCGCUGGAAAUCAACCCGAUCGAGUACGAUCAGGUUGAUUGACACCCCCCUGCUGGAGGCCCAUUGGCCGCGAGUCUGCAGGGGGCGGCGUUGCACCAGCAGCUCUUGUGAGCUGCGUUUUGCUCUCCGUAUUCAGCGAGGUCUGGCGGACCUGAUCCGCACUGUCGGAUCAGGUCUGCCAGACCUUGAUAAAUAGAGGCCAUUGAAUGUAAUGAACCAUAUUAUAGGACUGUGAGAUGCACCUAUGAAGGGGUCACCAUGUUGUUCUGUUUUUUGACAGUUUUUGUUUAUGAAUGAGGUUAGAGAAUGCUACAUAACAAAACGGAGUUGUCCGUAUGUGCCUGACAUUGCUGGCACCAGCACUGACAGCAGCUGCCCACAAAAUGUUAAACACAUUCCUAUCAGUUCAACUAUAAUCCUUCUCUACAGAGAAUCGCAUUAAGGACCCACAUGAUAUUGUUUUGUAAUAGGUUGUAGAAUCUCUAGUAGGUAUUAUUUAUAGUAAGCACUUAUAUAUAUCUAUAUAUUUAUGUGCAGCUCUGCCAGCUCAGAGUGAUGUUUAAGUUUCCUGAUAAACCGUCUUUUUUUGUUUUUUCCCCUAUGAUAAAUAGUGCAAUCUCUUUAGAAAUCAAGACGUAUAUCUAAUUUAGUUAUUUAUUUUUAGCUGAUAACCCCCUUCAGAACUACAACCUAAUUUCACAAUAUAUUUAUGAGUAGUUUGCUAAUUUUUGGGAAGCGCGAUGAAGAUAGGCAAAACUCGUAAAAUAUUUAUGAAAAUGAGUCUGUUUUGAAUGUGCAAUAAGUUGCUCAGUGAAGUCUGUGAUAACACAACAACAAGAUUGUAAUAUUUUUUACAUUUGUGUGUAAAAUGUGCCCCACUCAUUACUAGAUAUAGGCCAAUGGUGGGCUCCGCAGUUGGCUUUAUUAAAAUGAAUAGAUUCAUCUUGGGCAAUGCUAGUUCCAAGGUAACACCAGCAAGCCAUGUUUUAAUGACUGCCUUGUUUCAUUACAGAUGAGUCAGUUGAUAACUCAUAUUUUGGUCGCUCCACUUACGCUAAUGGGAGACCAUUUCAAAUCUAUAAAUAUAAUAAUCUAUUACGUUUGAAGAACCUUGAUUGCAAGGUACACAAUGUUUUGGGGGAUAGCUGGAAUACUAUUAAUUUUUUUUCUUCUCAAUAUGAUUCUGCCUAAAAGCAACAUAACCAUCUCUCCCUCUAAUAUUGUAGCGUCACUUGUUAUGGAGUUGAAGAAAUAAGAUAUUAAAUUUCUCAGUGUGUAACGUCAUGAAAUGAUCAUGUUAAUGCAAUAAUACAAUGCUCUGAUUCACGCUAAGAGUAUUAACAGAUAGUUAAAGGGACAGUAAACGCCAUGGGAUAUUUAUAUAAAAUGUUUAGUUUUGUAUAACGAAACAACUUUGAAAUAUACCCUGAUUAAUAAUUUUGUCCCCUUUUUAUGUAAUUUUGCUUUGAAAAUUAAGCAACUUCCAAUUCUCAGAACUUCUCAAGCCUAAGGGGUAUAUUUACCAAUGUGCGAGCGGACAUGAUACUAAGGUUGAUGUCCGCUGCACAUCGCGGCACAUCGAUAAAUGCUGACAGCAGUUCUUGUGAACCUCGUUCAAUGCCGCCCCCUGCAGAUUCAAUGCCGCCCCCUGCGUAUUCGACCGGGUUGAUUUCUGUCCGCCGCCUCAGAGCAGGAGGACAAGUUAUGGAGCAGCGGUCUUCAGAGCGCUGCUUCAUAACUUCUGUUUAGGCUAGCCGGAAACGAGGGGCAUCAAGCUCCAUACAGAGCUUGAUAAAUAUGCCCCUAAAUCUAUUACAUAUCUGUCCCUAAUUGUCUUUUACUGAUAAAAUUACAAAACAAAGCAUUUUAUACUAAGAUUAUGACUGUGAGUAGCCUUGGUGUCUGCAGACUAAAGCACAGAUUGGCUCAUCAAACAAAGGCAAAUGGUGGGUGGAGUUUGGUUAUUGAAAAACAAAUACAGUAAAAAAAGUUUAGACUUGGCUGAUAUGUUAUUCUAUAGCAAUCUAUAGAAAUGUUUUGUAAUUACAAGGUGUUUACUAUCCCUUUAAACUCACACAUCAAGCAUGCUGACAAGCAGGACGUGGAUAGUAAUUAGUGGAUACUUGAAUAUGUUGCCUCUGAUUGGCUCUUUGUCCUGCUUGGGGUAGUAAUGCACUGUGACUCUUGAGCAGAAUUUUAACUGUGUGUUUGUCCCCUUUGUGAGGGUUCGACUUAUAGUUACCAAGGAGCAUUGGUAUAAUAAUAAUAAAAUAUUUGAAGGCAUUAGAGCAGUUUAUUAAUGCAUUAAAAUGUUCGUUCAAGGUUAACACAGAGAACCCUAAUAUUUAAGAGGAAAACUGAUCAUAUAUGUCUAAGGUUGUAAGUAUAUCUCAUUCCGGUUAGGAUAAAAACUAGCACAAGCCCUUAUACAAAAAGAAACAGUUGGGUUCAGUAAAUAUAAUCUACAGGAUGCCCAAACUGUCAUGGUCAGUUAGGAGAUGGAUAAAGGGCAAACAAAAAAUCUAAAGCAAAUAACUAAAUUUCACAGUCAAAGAAUAUUACAAGAGGCAGUGGGUUUUAUUUAUCAAGUGAUAUUGCCUGGUAAACCAGGCUUGCUAGUUGACUAGAGAGCUGUAGUUGCCCAUUUAUAAGCGUAGUGCGUCCUCAUACUUACCUCAUUGGCUGUUAGGGCUGGCAGCCACACUCUGACAGCCAAGGGAUUAAAUACCAUGAUGUUUUAUCAAAACCUGUGACCCAAGACUUUGCUAAUGUAUUUCCUUGUCAUGUGCCAGCAGAGAAUGUCUACAUUAACUGUAUCACUGCCACUGGCCCCUGCUAAGCAAGCCCCAGUAAGGAUGAUUUCCUGGCAGGCAUGCAGAGCAUUGGUUCACUGCCACAGAACAUACAGAGCAUUUUUCUGUACAGAGAGACAGACGUGUGAGAAUGGGCUGGUCCCAUUUAAUAUUAAUGUGCAUAAAAUACCUCACAUAACCUUAUCCAGUGUCACUGUAAAUAGAACAGGACAUCCGUACCUUUUUGUGUGCCACGUAGGGACAGAUCAGGUAGGGCUAGACAUUUACUCCUGUAUAGCUAUACCUUGUCAAACCAUGUGAACAUAAUAUCUUGCACAGAGAUGUCCUUUUUUAUUCCUGUGCUGAUGUAUUAUAGCAAAGAUGAUGGUAUCAGGGCUGUGUUUUCACCAUAUUCCCUCCAUAUAAAUGUUCUGCAGGAAAUUAGCCAAGACUGUACUGUGCAUUCUCUGUACAACUAAAUGUCAAUAACCUGUAAAUAAUAAGCAUUUCAUUUCAUUAACCUUUUUGCUGCUGAUGUGUCCCACAAAGAAACAACUCCCUGAACCUUAUAUUAAUGCUUUUCAGCCCCUUUUUAGCAUUGAAGGGGAUAAUAAGUGGCAAGGGUCAAGCACGGCAAGUGAUUAUUGAACUUCCUAGAGUCUCAGCUCCUCCACACACUGUAUGAACUUAUUUUGCACAAAUCAAUGUACUGUCACUUUAAAGUGUUAUUUUCAGUUAAGCUGUUGGGGUAUGGAUAAAAAUUGAGGGGUGGGAGAAGAAGCCCAAGUUCCUGUGUCAAUGCAUGUAGCAGGUCUGAUGUGUCUCUUGUUGGCAAAUCCUUUAUACCCUUCUGACUCUAGAGGGAUCCAUAGAGCUUGCUCUACAGUUGCUCUUCCAGUACAUGAGUUUCCACGUGUGACUCUAUAUGGACCAGCUUUGCACCGGCUAUAGACAAUGGAUCGGUAAUAACCUUUUAUUUAUUUCAGUAUUCGCCAACAGAAAGGUUGGCCAUGGGCAUCCAAGGGGUUUGGGCCCAGCUCUUACGCCUUUUCUCACUUACAGUUAGGACUCUAAACUGGUUCCUGGGAUAUUAGUCAAACCAGACACGGGGAUGCAUAACAGCCACAAAGACAACCCCAGAGUAAAUGCCAAGCGCAAUGGAAAAUAAGGUUGGAGGGAAAACAGUGAGCAUGAUACAACCUUUUUUUACUCAACAGCAACCAAACAGCAGUAACUAGUUUAUCCAGUUUGCUAAAGGACAUAUAAAACCCUGGACAGGGAAGGUUUUAGCUAGACUUGAACUGAUUGUAUGUGUGAAUGUGUGUCCACUGCUAAUAUUUAUUAAAAUACAAAUGAUUUGAAAAUA
Molecule: messenger RNA, 7691 nt
Organism: Bombina bombina (fire-bellied toad)
Lineage: Eukaryota; Metazoa; Chordata; Amphibia; Anura; Bombinatoridae
Gene: GRAMD1A
Product: GRAM domain containing 1A
Exons: 19
Coding region: 623-2830 (735 amino acids)
Biological process (GO): intracellular sterol transport
Cellular component (GO): endoplasmic reticulum membrane; endoplasmic reticulum-plasma membrane contact site; plasma membrane
Molecular function (GO): sterol binding; sterol transfer activity
Source: RefSeq, a predicted model, not a curated record